GACGUGAAGUUCGCAUUCGACAGCAUGGACCACGACGUAUUGACGCAAUCUCUGCUUCACAUGGGAGCGUCGCACGGCAUGGUGGGACUCCUAUUGCAGGAGUUGCAUGGGUUACGAGGGAGAUUUGCGAUCCCUGGGGCUGGGGAUACAGAGUUUUUUAAUUACGAGCGAGGCGGAAAACAGGGAGGCGUGGAGACUCCGGACUGCUGGAACGCGAUUGUGGAAUGCGCAUCGGAACCCGUCGUGGCCAACUGGAGCGAGCAGGGAUGGGGUGUCAGGUACGACGGGAACCUCAUUCACCAUGCGAUCUGGGCAGACAACAUCGUCUUCUUUGCCACCGACCCGAACCAUCUGCAGCACAUGGUCUCCGAGGCAACUCUGGCUUUUGCGAAG
This is a messenger RNA of Prorocentrum cordatum, 393 nucleotides long. NCBI's taxonomy places the organism in Eukaryota, Dinophyceae, Prorocentrales, Prorocentraceae. The record is from the annotation of a GenBank genome assembly.